UUAAUUAAUUCUACGAGCACAAGUAGUGGAUAAGAUAAAAUUUUUCGCAAUUGUACGUACUACGUACCUAUACGUAUCGUACUUACCUAUUGCUAAUUUUUCAAAUAAAUUUUUUCAAUUAUGAGCUUUAAAUUGUGACAGCAGUUUUCCUGUUUUUUAGGUGCCGUACAAAAGUCGAUGUAAUUUUGUUCAAAAUGAUGUUGAAUUUUUUGCUGACAAGUUCGAUAGUGAUUGUUGGACAAACGCUGGUAAUAUCCGCUUCGGAUGUAAAAUUAAAAUCAUUGGAACCGCUUUAUUUGACACAUUACAUCACAUCAGGACGUAUAGAAGAAGGACGAAAAGAAGCCGAAGUAAACCCAUUUCUCGAAGGAAUUAAAAGCUACUCUGGUUAUUUCACCGUACACGAAAGGUACAAUUCUAACUUAUUUUUUUGGUAUUUUCCUUGCAAAAGCAAAAAUUCGAGUAAUUCGGAAGCUCCGUUGGUAAUAUGGCUGCAAGGUGGCCCCGGCGCGUCUUCGUUAUUCGGCUUAUUUACAGAAAACGGACCUUACGAGUUCAAAAAAGGUAAACUAGGUUACCGGAAGUACGCUUGGACAAAUGAUUUCAACGUGUUGUAUAUCGACAAUCCAGUCGGCACGGGGUUUAGUUUCACCGACGAUGACGAACACGGUUACGCAACCAAUCAGGCAACCAUAGGUGAAAAUCUGCACGAAGCGUUGAGGCAAUUUUUAAUCUUGUUUCCAAAUUUACAAAAAUCUGGAAUAAUAAUCAGCGGCGAAUCUUACGCCGGCAAAUACAUACCGUCAUUAGCGUAUACCAUUUUGAACAAACCUAAUACAAAUCCCUCUAUAAAUAUCGCAGGAUUAUUAAUCGGUAAUCCGAUGAUAAGCCCCGAACAUAUGCUUCACUACAACGAAUAUCUAUACUCGCACGGUUUAGUCGACGCUAAUGGACAACAGGAACUUAAAAAACAGGAGGAUAAAAUGAGGAAUAAAAUCAGAGCGGGCAAAUGGAAAGAAGCCAGCGAGCUAAUGAGCAGUACUUUUUUCGGCAUGGAUGAUUCCAAUACGUUAUUUUACAAGUUGACCGGCCUGCAACAAUAUUUCAAUCUAUUGAAAGAAAAAACCGCCUCGACAGAAUUUAUAACUUUUCUGAAUCAACCGCAUAUUCGAAAAGCUCUGCACGUCGGUUACCGCAGAUUUAGCGAAAGUACUUUAAAAGUAUUCAAUCGAUUACAAGAGGAUAUAAUGAAAAGUAUGAAACCGAUUUUCGAAACGGUGCUGGAAAAUUACCCAACCUUAGUUUUCACCGGACAACUUGAUAUCAUAUGUCCUUGGUAUUUACAAGAAAAUUUGCUUUUACACUUGUCGUGGAGCGGAGCUUGGGAAUACUAUACAGCUGAGCGAAAGCCUUUUCAUUUGAAUCAAUAUUUGGUUGGAUAUUACAAAACGGCGAAAAAAUUCACCGAUAUGAUGAUUAGAAAUGCUGGCCAUAUGGUGCCAACAGAUAAGCCUCGAUGGGCGUUGGAUCUGUUGCAGAAAUUCUCUAAAGGUUAUUUUCUAAAAUAAAUAUUAAAAAAAUCACUAGAUAUCGAGUGUUGGCAAUUGGAAACACAUACGAGCGAAUCCUUUUUAAAAUACGUAAUUAAUUUACGAUAUAUCACGAUGCAAAAUUAAUUAUUCGUGCCAUGGCGAAUAAGUAAGUAGGUAUUCCACGUAUGCGACUGAUGUACCUAUACAUAUAGUGAUGUAUAAUACAUAUUAUGUAGGGUAUGUAGUACCUAUGUAGUAUGUACGUCUAAGUAUGUGGAUGUAAAUCUACAUAUGUAUAGGUAGACUUAAAUACGUACUUUUAUAAUAAUGUAUCUAGGCACCGAAUAAAUCGUUUAGAAAUAAUGUGUACAUAUACAUGUAGGUCAUAGGUAGGUAGGUACCGUAUUUUGAGAAUAAACCGUGUAAAAUAUAA
Molecule: messenger RNA, 1965 nt
Organism: Planococcus citri (citrus mealybug)
Lineage: Eukaryota; Metazoa; Arthropoda; Insecta; Hemiptera; Pseudococcidae
Product: venom serine carboxypeptidase-like
Exons: 1
Coding region: 195-1568 (457 amino acids)
Biological process (GO): proteolysis
Molecular function (GO): serine-type carboxypeptidase activity
Source: RefSeq, a predicted model, not a curated record